GUUUUCCAAGAUGUCGGACGGCUCACUUCAAAAUGACGGCGGGAACGAAAUUGACGAUUCCGAGGCAACAAUGGUGUUUCAGUGCAGUAAAUGCAACACGAUUGUUGGUGAUUCUACAGCUUGGCUAUCGUGUAACACGGAGAUGGGCAGCGUUACUCUCAAUAAGGUGACAGAAAGUGUGGAGUCAAUGUCGGUUCUAGCAACAUCAACUAAAGGCGGGGAUCUUGGAAGCACAUAUGUAGGCCUCAGAUGCAAGCAUUGUAAAGAAAACCUGGGAAGAAUCUACAAGACUACACCACGUAACCUGGAUGACAUCAGAGAUCACUUUACUCUAAGCAUACCAAAGAUUAACAGUUACCAAGUGGGGAGUGGCGUUACCAACAACAACAAUGUUGACCUCUUAGAUAUUCCAGACCAACGCUAUCUUCUACUUCAAGUUAGAAAGAUCCAAGCUCUUGUGAUAGCAUUCAACUCUAGGAUACAAGAACUGGAACAUGCGAUUGGAAUCACUCAAAAUGACGGCACACAAGACAAUGGUCCAGAGCAUCAACAACAAGACACUAACACUCAAGAUGUCAAUCUGAAACAUUCAGACUUCGUAAACCAGUUGCCAAAUGAGCAUAACAAUGCCAGACCAAACCCAAUGGGGAGAUCUAGAAAAAUUCCAGAUGAAAAUCAAAAUACAAAUAAACAGUUGAACUCUGACAUGGAAGCUGGAAAUAAACCAAAGAGAAAGCGGAUUAAAUGAAUCUAUUCCAUAUAUACUACAACAUGAGUCACCAUGCUGUGUUUGACACAGUGAAAGCCUUUAUGAAAUGAUCAUUAGUGGGUUGAAAUAUGGAUUGUGGCAAGACAAAAGUUUGAGCUGACUAAGUCAUUAUUUGUUGCUAAAUCUGAAAUCCUGGAAAAUAAUAUUGAGCUGCAAGAUAUUACGAGGGGGGAGAUGACCAAAUCAAAACAAAACCAUGGGAAGCAAACGAUAGCAUAUAAAGAGAUAUAUACAUAUAUAUAACAGAGACCAAUGCCAUAGAUAUAUCUUUGUGGCAACAUCAGUUCAUUAAUAAGAAGAGACCUCAUUUAGAGUUAUGCAUUUAGUUUAAUACUUACCUUCAAUCAAUUUUGUUCUUGUUGUAAAUGUGUAAAUUCAUAUUUGUAUUUUGAUUCAGUAUCUGAAAUCCAACAUUUUGCACUUCAUUAUCAUGUUGGUUUUAGCUUUUUAUUUGUAUAAUUUUUCUAUUGAAAUAAGUAAUAGUAGAGGAUGGAUAUUAUUUUGCAAAGAGCAGCUUAUUACAAUAUGUUUCAAGUUCAACAAUAUGUUAAAUAUGUUAUUUGUAUAAACAUAUUGUGAUAUUAUCAUCACCACUCCGAUAAAGGACUGGUUUUGAACAUCAUUGUAUAUGAGCUAGGCCACAGGAAAAGGGGUCGUAUUACAGAUUUCUUCAAUGUUUUGAUUUCCUGUUUUUCUUAAGAAGCGCAA
Messenger RNA from Owenia fusiformis, 1477 nucleotides. The record is from the annotation of a GenBank genome assembly. Lineage: Eukaryota; Metazoa; Annelida; Polychaeta; Sabellida; Oweniidae.